Fomitiporia mediterranea MF3/22 is the source of this 1418-nucleotide messenger RNA. RefSeq names its product PAXNEB-domain-containing protein. Lineage: Eukaryota; Fungi; Basidiomycota; Agaricomycetes; Hymenochaetales; Hymenochaetaceae. The transcript has 5 exons. Gene Ontology annotation, biological process: tRNA wobble uridine modification. The record is from RefSeq and is a predicted model, not a curated record. Gene Ontology annotation, cellular component: transcription elongation factor complex; cytoplasm; elongator holoenzyme complex. Bases 1 to 1371 code for a protein of 456 amino acids.
AUGUCCUCCUUCAAGCGCAAAAAUCCGUCUACCCCUCAGACGUUGCCAAAGGGAACAAAACCGUCACCAGCACUAUCUUCUCUGCUGCUCACGUCUUCUGGGAUUCCGUCGUUCGAUGACAUCUUGGGGGGAGGGGUGCAGCUCGGAACAAACUUCCUUGUUCUCAACCCUGACCCACAUUCAGCUCAUACAGAUCUCCUCCAAAAAUACUUUAUCUCUCAAGGACUGUCCAGUGAUCAACAAGUACAUGUGUUCGCGCCAGAUGCAAGAAACUUGGUUAACUCAUGCAUGUGGGUACCCGGAACGAGUGCAACUUCGGUGCCUGAUGAUGAAGACGCCGUCAAUGAUAAUGAAGGAAAGGUUAAGAUAGCAUGGCGCUAUGAACACAUGCAAAAGUUCAGAACAACAGUGUAUUCUCAGGACUCAGACAAUGAAGACUAUUGUCGACCCGUUGAUCUGUCGUGUCGAAUACCUCCGGAAGCCGUAGCGGCAUUUCUUAGUGCUGGAUUAUUACACAUAGAGGAUACAGUCUUCGAGAGCUCUGAAGAAGUGUAUGACUCUGUGAUUCGGCGAAUAGAGAAUAUUGCAAAGGACUCGGAUGCGUCCAACAAACAGAACGUCGUUCGUCUGAGUAUACCGGCGUUUGCAAGUCCGGAAUGGGGUGAGGCAAACCCGCAGAUAGUUUUGCGAUUCUUAUUACGACUUCGGGCGGUACUCCGGCGCUGCCAUUCCAUCUCUGCCUUUAUCACACUCCCUGCGCAUCUGUCAUCAGAUACAUGGGCUGGCGAAGGAUGGAUAGAGAAGCUCGCCUGGGUCUCUGAUGCAUGCAUCACAUUAAACUCUUCCACUGCUGACCCUGCAACUGCCGCACUUUUCGCAUCUUCUCAUGGACUCUUACGAAUCCACAAGCUACCAUGCGUACAGACCCUAGUCCCGGCGAGCGACAGGUUCUCGAGCCUUCGUGGCCUCGCGGUCGCGUCAUCCUCAAUCAGUUCGAGCGGAGUUGGUGAAAAUAACUUAUCAUUCAAAUGUACUCGAAAAAGAUUCAUCAUCGAGACACUACAUCUUGAUAUUGAUGGUGGUGUCGGCGAGCGUCGUACGACUCCUGCGCCGUCUGCCAUCGCCAUCCAGGAGGGCACCGCACAAAAGAUGGCUUCUCAACAUCAUACCAAUGAUGGUCAUGAUGAACAUGAGUCCAGGGUCAUGAUUGAGAUGGAGACCAAACAUGGUACCAUUGGAAAUUUAGAAUCACGACGGUCUGAUACAGAUUUAACACCUUCCGGUGAGACUCAAGAGACGGGGACUGUCAAGAAAAAGCCGAAGAAAAGGGUUGGGUUUCAGGUUGAGCGACCCGAUAUAUUCGAUUUCUAGCGUACUAGCUCUGUUAUAUAUCGUUUUAAUCGAAAGUUGCGACGAUU